Molecule: messenger RNA, 2721 nt
Organism: Anarrhichthys ocellatus (wolf-eel)
Lineage: Eukaryota; Metazoa; Chordata; Actinopteri; Perciformes; Anarhichadidae
Gene: wdr27
Product: WD repeat domain 27
Exons: 24
Coding region: 209-2572 (787 amino acids)
Molecular function (GO): protein binding
Source: RefSeq, a predicted model, not a curated record
ACACGUGUCCACCUGUAAACUAAAGCGUCUGCGUCAUUAGCCCAACAUAACUUAACUUCAAUGUAACUGUUUAUGAAACCAAAAGUCACUGAAGUAACGUUACCGCUUGUGGUUGAAAGAUGAAUUCUUGGCGACGUUUAAACGGGAACUAAUUAGCGUUAUAUUCGGAACACACACUACACUUUGUGUGGCAAAGACAGGAGCAAAGAUGGUGAUUGAAAAGCUCAGUUUAACUUGUGAUCGGCUUCUGUCUCAUAGACAGCUAGCAUGUUGUCACUCUUGCUGUGGUGUACCACUGCAUGGCAAGGACAUGCUGAUCUACAGCAAUAUGGACACAGAGCAGAAGCCCCUGCUGCUAACCGGCCACCAUGGUGAGAUCAGUGCCAUGACUUUUGGAAAACGAAGCAGACCUGUUCUCCUCUGCUCUGCCUCUGCUGACUACAUCAUUGUCUGGGACAUUGAAUUGUGCCAGAAGAGAACACAUGCGGGUAGAGUUGCGGCUGGAACAGUGAUCGGGACUUUACUGGGUGAAGUGGUCCAUCUCUCCUUCUGUUUCUCUGAUGAACGAGUGGCGGCGUGCUCAGGAGCAACUGUAUAUGUUCUCAGCUCAAAGAGACAUGAAGUGAUCUCCACUUUGACCUGCCACCUCGCACCUCUAACAUCAGCAGAGUUCUGUCCCUGGAAUAAAGACAUUCUUGUCACCACAUCAGAGGACCGAACUUUUAAAGUGUGGGAUUUAAAAACUGAAGCUGUUUGCUACCAAUCUUUUGUGCUUUCAGCCUCUCCACUGCUCAGUGUGUUCCUCUCAGAGCAGAACAGGCACAUUAUCACUGGCUCCACUGAUGGACAGCUGUGGUGCUUUUCUCUCCCUGAUGACCACAAGUGUCACCUGGUGACCAAAAUGGACCUUCAGAAGAUGGAAAAGAGACAUCAAACGCACCAAGGGUUCGCAGAACAAUCAGCUGUAGAUAAUGUGGAGACUUCAAAACCAGUCCUCAGAAUGGCUUUAUGUAACUCAUUCCCUGACACCAGUAGUGAGCAUAAAAAGGACAACAGUUGGUUGUGUAUUGGAAGCUCUGAUGGCCUGUAUGUGGUUGAUCUGGCUACCUCAGAACUCCUUACAGCACUGAACUUCAAAGACUACCCCAACGUAAGCAUCACAAUGGCUGGGUCGUGGGCCAUCUCUCCAGGCGGGGAUAACUCUAUGGUGUUUUUAGUGAGCUCUCUGUUUACUCCAUGUGUGGUCCUGUUGGAGUUACAUCCCUGGGACCUAAGGAGGACCUGGGCUAGUGGUGAAGGCUUUUUGGUAUUCCCCAGUUCUCCUCCACUGCUUGAAUCUCCUCUGAAUGCCGAGUUGAAGAAGAAGGAGCCUGAACAUCCUAAAAAGAAAGGAGGAAUAAAGGAGCAGCCUCUGGUUUUCCACUCAAAAGUGAAGUCUUCUGGAUACAACAGUCCCCCAAGAAAUAUGAUGUUUUCACCGAAAACAAAUAGCCAGAAGAAUCCCUCCUCUCAAAAGGCUAAGAAAAAUAAAGGUUCACUCCUCAGAGAUUAUCCAGCAGACAGUGCAGCACCUACUAUUUCACACAUUCACCUAAGCAUUGGCAAUAAGCCAGUCCACUGCCUUCAGUAUUCAGGUGACGGAAAACAAAUACUGUGUGGUCUUGCCGACAGCUCAGUGUUAUUGUACAAGAACUCCCUGGCUGGCAAUCCAACUGUCUACACAGGGCAUGACAAGCCAGUGAGCAGUGUGAGCUGGAGCCUCAACAGACAGUGGUGGUUGAGUGCGUCAGAAGACCAGUCACUACGAAUCUGGACCCAUGGCAGCCCAGAGCCAGCCAUUAUCAUGGGCGACAGUAUGUUCUCCAAACCCAUUAGAGGUGCUCAGUUUUAUUACCUCGACAAAUUUCUGCUCCUGGCAUCUGGACCCUCUCUAUACUCGUACCUGUACAAUGUGGACACCACACGAGACAACAUCAAAAGAUAUCACCAACUGAGUGUCGUCAAAUUGACGAGCUGCUUCACGACGACAUCGGCAACAAACAUCACUUCCUUCUCUGCAAUCAAUGACUUCUUCUCUUACAUUGUUCUGGUGUGUGGUUCAGAUCGGUCCCUUCAGGUUUUUGAUAUGAACAAGGGUACAGUUGCCUCAACGCUCCCUGAUGCCCACAGCAGAGUGGUCCACUGCAUUACACAGAACAAGGGUUCCAUGUUCAGCACACAAGCGCCGGAUUCAUACAACCUCUUCCUCACUAGUGCAGUCACGGAUGGUGUGAAGAUGUGGGACCUCCGUACACUGAGGUGUGUACGGCGUUAUGAGAACCAUCUAAAUCGCUGCCAUCCAUGCUCUUCAGCCAUAUCACCAUGUGGCCGGUUCAUUGCCUCAGGCUCUGAGGACAACUGCGCAUACAUUUAUGACAUACGCAGCAGCAGCUACCUCCACAAGCUUCAAAAGCACUCAGACACGGUGCUCAGUGUGGCUUUCAACCCUGCCACACCAGAGCUGCUAACUGGAAGCCUGGAUGGGAAGCUGAGACUGUUUCAAUCCAGCAGUGGGGCUCCGUCUGUCUCAUGACACCAGUGCUGCUGUGCAUAGUGUCCCCAAAAUGACUGUGUAACUACAGCAGGCUGCUGCAGGUUUCAUUAAAGCAGUUCCAAGCCCCUGGCUUGGAUUUUAAUGGGAUAGGAGAAAUAAGGGAUUUGCUUUUAGUUGUUGGUUCAAUA